CUCGUCCCCUCAUCCCCUCAUCCCCUCUCCUCCCUCGUCAGGCCCAAUUCGCAACAGUCAUCCAUCAUGCGUCUCUUCGCACUUCCGCCCGCGGCAGCCCUACUCGCCGCCGCCGCCGCUUUCAUCACAGGCGCCACCGUCAAAGCCGACACCCCCACAACCGGACAUGUGAGACCUGCUCCGGACGGCUACGCCGCUUACACCGCUGCCUGCCAAGCCGCUCAAGCGAAACUCCCCUGCAAGGGUCUUAUCUCAGAAUUCUGGGGCUUUGGAAACUUCAGCGUCACUUUCGGCUAUUGCGAAGCCUGCGGAGAAGCAUACAUUCCCAUUGUCAUGCCAGGCAUGACGGACUGCACCCCGGUCUACAAAGCGUCCUCGCCAACGUUUGACAGCUCCUGUACGAACGCUUGCAAGGCUCUGGGUCUCAUUCUCGGUGGCCCGGUCAAUGAUUACAGGGGGGAUGUUGCGAUCUGCGAUUGCCAGUCGCGUAAUUCCACUGAAAAGAUUGUGCCGCGCUUGGCAAAUGAGCCUACCUGGCCCUGGGACAACUCUACCUUGGCCGGCGGAGCCAAUGAUGGCUCCAGCGCUUCUACCUCUGCUUCUCCAGUUGCGCAAAAGUCAUCUGCUGCAGACCCCGGCCUCUACUCGUUUGGCGCCAGCGCCGCCGCUCUCCUGGGUGCCGUCGUGCUGGGCAUGGCGUUGGCGUAGAUGAUAUGUAAAAUACCCUUUGCAUUAGAACAGACAAGUGCUAAGAACGAGGUAGAGUCUUCACCAUAGAUCUGGAGUAGCAACAGUACGUAGGUGGCCAGAGUGGCCGGUGGCCAAAAGUAGUCAGCGCUCACAUAUGUACGUUUGCGCAGUCGUGUCGCCAGACAGCUGCUGAACUACCAUCCGUCAUGUUUGAACCCCCCGGGUUCUGAAUAUGAACAUGGAACCCCAACAAUUGUAGUACAUUAUGUGCACAGGAGGCUGCGUGUCAAAACUCUCUCAUUGCUUUUCAAUUACUACAACAAAAACAAAG
Molecule: messenger RNA, 1021 nt
Organism: Fimicolochytrium jonesii
Lineage: Eukaryota; Fungi; Chytridiomycota; Chytridiomycetes; Spizellomycetales; Powellomycetaceae
Exons: 1
Coding region: 67-708 (213 amino acids)
Source: RefSeq, a predicted model, not a curated record